CAUUUAAACGUAUCUAAUUUACGGUUAUGCAAACGAAAUUACGGUCAGAACACAGAAACGGAUUAAAUUCACAAUUAAAAUUAUGUUUUUUCUGAGUUCUUGUAAACAAUGAUUCUGAAUAAUUGUAGGAUACAGCUAACGAUGAACGGAUAUCAAUAAAAUAGAACGAAGUGCCAAACUACGGUUGAUAAAUGCAACGGAUUCAGAUAGCGUAAACGUCACAAUUAUUAUUUUCUUAGCACGGCGGGGUCAUCGAGAAAAUAAACACAUUCACAGUGCAGAAAUGGUUUUAUCGUAGUUUAUCGUUAAUCGAAACAUUUUAUCCGCACUUCGGGAAGUCCAUCAGCCUGUGGUUUACGUUUUCUGAUGCAUAGGUAAAGCCACAACUAGUGGGAUUUUCCCUAAUCAACCAGAGCAAAUCACACAGACUGGUAGAAUAAGAAGAAGCAGUUAUUCUGGAACGAAGCGCGCAAACAAUCGUAGUGGCAAAUGGUGAAAAAAAAACUACCAAAAGUGCUGUGUUGUGUGUGGUAAUGGUGCAUUGUCUUUGGGUUGCGAGCAGAAAAGCAUAUUUUCUUGCAAUCUGCCGAUUGUGAAUCCCAUUCCAGUAUGUAUGCAUUUCCUAUGCACAUUGUGUAGUUCCGUUUCGAAACAGGCAGAAAGACAGCCCGUCGUCGGGUAUGGUUGUGUCCGUGCAAACUAGCGACUCCGAACGUCAGUUCGCGCUUGUGUGCGUGUGAGUGCGUACUUUAUGAUGACCUCCCCAAAUGCACAUACACAUACACAGGUGGUGUAAAGCCGUGCCGGAUCGGAUAAUGCUGAACAGUGCGAGGUUGUUUCUCUCCAGCAGAAGUAGAAACCUUCUAUGUGCAAUUAUGCCAAAAAAUUAAAACAAGGAAACGUUAGAUCCUGCUACGGCGAAAGAUUGUUCACGUUGGUUCGCAGUGUUGGUGCACGUUGAAUGAAAAGUGAAACAAAAUCAAGAAAAAGAAAGCGCGAAAAGUUCGUUGCAUACGCGGACUGGUGACGAUACUUCGACGAUUUGGAAAGGAUAAGAUCCUUGUUUAUUGCCAGGAAAAGCGUUGAAAGUGCCUCUCGGGUGGUAGCUGCUUAUAGGCAGUGAAGCUUUUAAUUAGUUUUGUUCUGUGUAAGUGUGCGCAAAUAAUAUUAUUUGGUUGAAGUGCGUCGACAUGCAAUCCAUCCUAAGAACAAUUAGCUAUCCGUCAAUGAAAGCGCAGUUAAUGUGAAACCUGGCAAGCAAUGGAAGAGUAUAAUAUUCUGAAGCAAUUUUCAACUUUGCACGUAUAUGAAGUGCAGCUCCUAUUUGGAACAACAAAUCUUUUAAGGAAGACAGCAGCUGUAUCACGGAACGGAGACAAGCCACACGCGGAAACGUUUGAUGUUCGCCGUUAGCGCAUAAGAUGAACAGUGGCGAAAGCAAUCGGGCAGAAAUUGAUGAACCAAGAAUUCAGCGAGAUAAACAGAAGCAACAAGUAUCAACGAUCGUUAGUGAGGCUACACUACAAGCAGCACGCACUGUGGAGCAGCCGGGGCAUUACUAUAGCAACCAUCUUCAGCAUCAGCAAGCGCAAGAUACAAACGCAAAUGGUGAAUGGACAACAGUGGUACGAUCGCACGUUGGAACAAAUAUUGAGCAUGAUGCUAACGCAAUUGUAAUGGAUGGUUCUUUUCAACAGCACCAGCACGCAAAUAUCAAUAAAAACUGUAUUACCGCAGACCAGAAACCAUCGGACUGGCUACAAGGACAUUCCCUUCAAGCAGCAGUGCUUCAUGCGGGAUUGAACGUUACAGCGGAAAAGUAUGUGGAAAACUCCAAAGCGAUCGCUUUAACGGAUGGUAACGGCGUACUCGAACCAAUCGAGCCGCUGCACACAACGAAGGUGUUGGAAAGGUGUAACAGUAUCGAGAAGGUUCCCGAUAAAGGACGGACCAGUAACGUCAUGCGCGAUCCUCAGGAAUCUCAACAUCGGUCUGCUCCGACAGCACCACUCGGUGAAAUCGAAUCAGGCGAGGACGACAACGAUUGUGUAGUUGUUCCGGCCACCGAACGGAAGGUGGAACCGUUGAAAAUUAAUCUAGCACGCGAUCGGGAACCGCUCCGAACGGUCAUAAAGCUUACGCCCGGGGCAAGCUCUACGCCGGACAGUUACCAGCAACUGUCACCGACCAUCCGUGACGUACCCGGUUCGCCGAAGAUUACAAUUAAGCCCCCGAAACCACCUCAAACAGUAGAAAAUUCGUUGGUGGGGUUGGCAGGAUCAUCCACGUCCUCGACAUCUUCAUCGCUCACGAGUGCGGAACAGCAUCACACCAAUAAUUGUGCCGGUUCCGUUACGGCCUUACCAUCGUAUAGCAGCAUUCCAAAGCUUACCAUUAAGCCGAUCAUCAAUCCGGCCGAUGAUACGCUAGUCUGUGAAACGGCGUCAACGGUGGGCACGGCAGCGUCGGUAGAGCAAAUGCAUAUUAUUCCUAAGUUACUCAUCAAGGGUUCCGUUUCCUCGUUGGAUGCGAGUCGGGAUGGAUCGAUCGAACCACACAUUGUGCCUAAACUAACUAUACGUGGCGUAAAUAACCACAACCACCAUCACCAUCAGCAGCAGCAGCAACAACAACAUCACUUUGGCCAGAGCCAGUUGGAAGCACAGGUUUACUCUAACGAUGGUCUAGCAUCUGCCAUACUGCUGAAUGAUGGUUCGGUUGGUGGUCGGGGCGAAAGCAGCGGGACGGGUUCGCCAACGCCACUGGUUCCAAAGUUAACUAUAAAAAUGGAUAACCACCAUCCUCAUCAUCAUCAUCACCAUCAUCAUCACAACAGUUUGCGUGUGAAAGAUGUCCCAGAUGUUGCUGAUGGAGGAGGGGGAAGUGUGGUCGGUGGUCCAAUUCCGAAGCUGCACAUAAAAACGAUCCAACCGGAUGGAGUUGGCCCUUCCACGGGCAUACAUAAUUCUUCGUCUUCGAGCGGAAACUGUAGCACCUCCACCGCAGGUUUGCCUCCGGUUCUGACAAGUUCGGAAGGCGUAAAGCUUACGAUAAAGCCGCUUCCGGAACCGCCGAAGCUACCGAAGCUAACGAUCAAAACAACUGGUCUCGGAACGAUCGCGGAAACGAGUGACGUGUCGAUGGUGUCCUCGACGAGCAAUAGCUUCUCUCCCAAACUAUUGCCUUCGUCGGCCACCUGUAGCAGCAGCUCCGGUGAACAGUUGCAGCAGCAUUUGAUGUGUGGUGUUGCGGGUGUUUCUCAAUUGUUGCAGCAGCAUCAGCAACAACAGCCAGCUUCGCCAAGUGAUCAACAUUCGAACAUAAGCUCCAGCUCGAUUCCAAAGCUUACGAUCAAGCCGAUUCCCCCAAAAGAUGCAGCGUGCGUUCAAGAUUGCUCUGCAGACGGUAAUAAUCCAUUGCACAUGCGAGCCGAAUGUUCGGUAACACCUACUGUACCCAAAUUGACCAUCAAACCAAUUCUGCCACCGACAAAGCAAUCCGUAGAGGACAGUAGCAGUUCCAGUGAGAUCAGUAUUAAUUCCCUCGAAUCAUCGCCCAUCUCAUCGUCCUCGAUUUCGUCUGCUCCGGCGGCCGCGGUGGUAACAACUUCGCCACCGACAGCGUUGAGAAUGACAAUCAAAGUACCUUCAUCGGCUCCACAGCAACAGCACGAAAGUAUCCUUGCCGGAGACUCCACCAGUAUGGUGUCGACUGGAAUCGCUUCGGCUUCAUCUUCUACGAUGGCUGCGGCAACGGUUGUCACCAGGCUUAACAUUAAACCGGUCCUGCCUCCUCCAUCCAUCGCGGACGGUGGCCGCAACGAACCGAGACUUGAUGGUGUCGGAGAGCAUGGCAAAGAUCAUGCAAUGGUAACGUCUGACGAAGGCGGUUCGACUCCUACUUCGUGCGAAGAGUCCCGCAAGCCGAUCGUUAUACCGAAAGUAACGAUCAAAACCUUAGCCAACCCGCGAAGCCAGGAAACGGAGAUCAUGUCCACGCCCAAAGUGACGCUUAAACCGAUACCGAAGCCCCAAGAUGAAAUUGUUGUUACGGGAAAUCUGUUAGAACGGCAUUUGCUGCUGAACACGGGCGGGUCCUCCAUCGUGGCAAACAACGCAGGCCCCUCGGCCCCAAAUAGUAUGCCAGGUACUUCUACAUCGGUAGGAAGCGGACAGGAUGCAAUGGAUUCACCGAGAAUUAUAUUGAAAAUCAACAAGGGUUCAUCAUCGACAACGACAACGAGCGGUGGUGAGCAAUUGGAGGGCACUGGUUCGGAUAGUGGACAGAUCGUUUCUGGUCCGCCAUCGUCCGGUAGUUCAAUACUUGCGAACGAACUGAAACGACCAGCCACAAGUGCGAUGUGUGCCUCAUCUAUCCCUUCCUCCGGCUCAUCGUCGGUAUCCUGUGCUUCGUCGACCUCGGUGUCUGCAUCGGCUACAUCUUCGUCGGCAGGGUCGGAUCCUGCGUCGCCCUCUUCCGGUGGCGGUGGUGAUCAGGGUGAACUUGGAACGCACGACAUGAAAAGGAGCAAGCUGGAUCACUCACAGUCACAGCUAGCGCAUCAAAUGCAAGGCGUUCUGGGUCAUCGUCAAGACCUGAUGCUGCAGACCCAGCACCAGUAUCAGCUACAACUUCAAGCCAGAACUAACGCGGAACUGACAAGACGCCCGGUUUCAUCCGGUGUAACAAAGCCGAAAAAUGUCAGCGACGUCAUUGUGAUAGACGACGAUAGUAAAUCGGAGAACGAAACCCCAAGAGAGAAAGACGUAACGGAAUCAUCCUCUCUGCGUUUACCUUCCUCCUCUGUUGAUCCCCUAGCCAUCAACGAUGGGAUGGUGGAUCGCACGUUUUCGCCACUUGCUGACAGUGGAACAACUGCGCAGGGUAAAGCUAGACGUACCCGAGGAACACCGCGUGGUGUUGGUGCUCGCCAGUCACGGAGAGGAAAUGGUCGUAGUGCGGGAUUGGCAGUCGCUAAACAACAACAACUAGCCGCAAACGCGGCUGUAUCCCAGUUGCUAGGAUUACUCGCACAGGAUGAUCGUGAGGAAGGUUCCAGCUCGGACUGCAUGAUUGUAGAUGAACCGGCAGCGCCCGCGUCUGCCAUGCGCGAACGCUUAACGCUGGAAAAUCUUUUGCGCGGCGGAUCGAAACCCUCCGUUCCCUCGUCUGCACCGAUGAGUGGCAGCAGCUUUUAUAGCGUCCCAAUGGCCAGUGGUGGUGGUGGUGGUGGCAGCGAAGUGGAGAAAAAUGGCACUGCUAGUAAUAGUUCGAUCGGUAGUGUGACUAGUUCCGUUAGCAGUUCAGUGACAGUACCGGCAUCGACACCGGUUAUGAGCGGUCGGACGCCGGUUGCUGGAGUGCGCAUGAGUACGCGGCGUGCCGCUGGACAGCUGCUGAAAGAGGUGCUCGCCAACAAACACCAGGAUCGAGACUCCGGUGUAGACGAAGCGAGAACGGAUGGUGAGUUUGGGGCAACUCCGUCGAAGAGGCCUCGAGGCCGACCGAAGAAACAAUCGAUGGAUAUGACGCCGGAAACAAACGGUGGAGGAAACAGCAAUUCGGUGGACGGAAGCAUCGGUGGUUUGGAUGCGGCUAGUGGUAACAAUAUGCUGCUGGCGAUGGCAAUGAUGGGCAACAAAGAUGUUACUUCAUUGUUUCAAACAGAGGACAGGGGAUUACUUGGAACGCAGACCCUCAUGGAAGGAAUAAUGCCUUUGUCGAGAACACCUACACGCACACCAAGAUCGAGGGGUCGAGGCCGUGGCAGAGGAAGAGGUAAGAUGAACCUGAUGGACGCUGGAGGUGUGUUUGGUGACCCCACCUUAACCGAAUCUGAAGCAUCACCUGCAGACAGAAAUGUGGAUCCGUUGUUUAUUGGCACUCCAAAUAAUAUCGAUCCAACUACCACGGAUUCUACGCCAGGGUUUCAUCUGCUGUUUAAUCAUAUGCAAUCGCCACGCGGUGGAGCAGGUGCACGUACCCGUGGUGGAAGGAGAGGUCCCGGAUCCAGAGGGCCCCGCACACCCAGAGGUGGUCGAGGAGCGGCUAAGGCCGCAAUGGCAGCACUGUUAACUGCGGGGGGAGGGACACCUUCGUCCGACAUCAUCGGAUCCUUCGCGGAUCUGACAGCAGCGCAGGAGGCAGCAACGAAACAACUGCUGGAUGCAUUGCAGCAGCAACAGCAGGAGCUGCUAUUGCAGCAAAUGCCACAUUCUCCAACCGCAGCGGACAUGACACCGAAGCCUCGAGGCCGUGGCCGUGGUUCGAGGGGAGGCGGUACGCUAACGGGGAGCCGGCGGAAAGGGACACGCGGCAGUACCAAAGCAGCUAGGGGUCGAAAGGGCCUUAACUUGGAAGCGCAAAUGCUGCCCGGUACUGAAUCGAGUCCGGGUGCAAAUGUUUCUGGUGAAAUGAAACAUGCUAUCUUCAUGACACCGUUGGCGGGAGGUUUGGAUCCCAAUCGACCAAAGCUGCAUGUGCGUGCAUUAAAAACACCGAAAAAUGAAAUCAAAUCCAACACACCACCAUCCAGCGCUGAAGCUACACCAUCAACCAGUGCAACAACGUCGAGGACACCAGCAGUGGACGGUACCACCACCACCACUGGGCUUCAGGUGUUCGAAGAGGACACUCGCAUGAGCGGAGAUUUUACUUUCACCACACCCGUGCGUAUGCUUAGCACCGGCGACGGAUGUCUGCAGCAGAACGAAGAAUCGCAAAGUUCGUACCUGAGCAGCACCAGCGUUACGCAGGAUGCUAUCAACCAAUCGACGGCGCAUGCAACAGCACCGGAAGGCAAAGCGACGGUUUUGGGCACGGAAGCGCAGAAAGAUGCAAUUUCGGGUGCAACGUCUGCCAGUAAUAGCAAUAGCAGCAGCCGCAGGAAUAAAGGCAAAAUGGAAGUUCUCGAUUCCCAUCGGGCAAAGUUUACGGUGGAUCUGCUAGCAGAGUAUGAAUGGCCUCCCCCAACCCCUGGUACAAGGGGUGCCGAUACGUUUAUGAUCCAGGAGCAGAUUGCAGAAUAUUUGGGGGUGAAGAGCUUUAAGCGCAAGUAUCCGGACUUGAUGCGGCGUCCGGUCGAUAUGGAGGAGCGUAACUUUAUCUUGGAGCAGGGACUCGCUUCGGAGAAGAUGUGCGAUCUCGGACUGACCGCUGUGUACGCCUCCGAAAUAUUGGACAUUAUGUGCAGUGAUUAUCCGGAAAAAUAUGAAGAGUACACGCGUUACACGCGCGAAAAACAUUUCCGCGAGCUGAGUAACCGGCAGCGACAGCAGCAGGAAGCAGUAAGUGCAGUUGUCGCGGCCGCACCAAUCGAUCGCACCCAACUACAGAAGGAAAAGGCAAUCGAAUCGGCUGCCAAUUGGAACUGUAGCUUUAACAAAGAACGGCGAGAAUCCAGACGGGCAUGCAUGGAUUUACAAACGUAUGUGGUGCAGCUACCGAAACGGCAACAGCUAUCACGCCCGGAGGGUCAUCAGCAAACGGCACCGAAGGCACAAUCCACCAAUUAUCCCGUGGCACUUGUGCCCGGUCAGUUCAGCGAAUUUUACACUACUUACACUCCCGAAGAAUUGGCUUGCUACCCAAUAAACACGAUAUUGUUGGAUCCAUUUGAACUGCAGGAGAUUGUUUCGUCCGAGCGCUAUCGCAGGUUGGUAGCCGCCGAAGAGGCACGUCUACUCGAAGAUGAUAGCAGUACCAGCACCAGUGAUAGUGAUAGCGACGAUAGCAGCACCGACGGAAGUGACACAAGCAGCGGAAGCAGUAGCAGCAGCGAAGAUGAGGCCGAAGGGCGAAGUGCACGCGCAUCCGGUUCGUCCAGCAGUGGUUCGUCCUGCAGUGAUAGUGACUGUGGCGGAAAUGUGCGAAUAAGAAAACAACGCAACCGGCAGCUACGAGGAAGACGGCCCAGUGUGGCUGACGGGAGCGCAAAGGUUGGUGAAUCAUCUGCUACUGCUCCUAACCCCGUUACCGUCACUCCAGUGAGAAGGUCGAGUCGAACCAUGAGUGCUGGUAUGCCAGUGGCACCCUCGACGGUGGAAUGUAAAGAACCAACCGAUUCGGAUGACUCCGAUGUUCCACUAAUAGCGCAUGCUGUGAAGAAAAAAAAUAAUCUCGCCUCAGCAAACGCACAGACCGCCACCAUCGUUCCACCUUCUGCUGGUGGUGGCAAGCGGAUGCAGGAUAUCGUAACACCGGUGAAACGACCACCUGUAAAUCCGUUCAUGUGUGCCGUAUGCAUAGGUCCGGAGAACAAGAACAAGUACAACAAGCCGGAACUCUUUGUACGAUGCAGUCGUUGCCGUAGAAAAGCUCACCCGUCCUGUAUUGGUAUGUCGUCAGUGAUGUAUAGACGUGUGCAGCAGUACAAGUGGCAGUGCUCGGAGUGCAAAUUGUGCAUGAAAUGCAACCGGAGACCCACGGCGUUGGAUAGCAAAAUGGUUUACUGUGAUCAAUGUGACAGGGGUUACCAUUUAGCUUGUAAAGGACUUCGUAAUUUGCCCGAAGGACGAUGGCAUUGCAGCAUUUGUACCAUUUGCGGUUUGUGCGGUGCCCAGACACCGGAAGGACAUCCCAAUCCGCACCUUUCCGCACAACAGCGUCAACAGCUAGCCAUGGUUGCUGAAUGGACACACGAGUACGGGUUGAAUGAGCUAACGAACAUACGGGAACAUCUCCGCACGCUCUGUGUUCCUUGCGUGCGUCAACGGAAACAGUCGCAACCGCCAUCUGGUGGAAGUGGUGAAAGCACGGCAAUACUUAACAACAACAACAUCGCCGAACCUAGAAAACUUUUGUCGGCAACACAGGGAGUGAGCGGUAUAGGUACGGUUAGUAUCCCCGGUGUGAUUUCUAUGAAACCACAGUCAUCGUAAUCGUCGACGGUACGUAUUGUAGUGAUAGUCUUGAAGGUAAUGGCAUUCAAUUCUUCAAGGGAAGCACAUUUUAUUUAUCUCCAAACACUAUGUAAGGGCAAUGCGGAUGUAAGACAUAGUUACUGAGGUGUCCAAAUCUGUAGAGCACGACCCUGGUGUUUAAUUGUGAAUAGUUUCCCAUCCAUUAGGUAAAAUCAUAGGUGAACGAAGCAAUAGAACUGUACACAAGACAACCGGAGUGAAGUGAUGUUGUCAGAACAAUGGAAGGGCCAGGACGGAUAGGAGAACGAAUGCUUGGAACAAUUUAAACAGUUGCUUUUUUCUUUCUGUUCAUUUUAGCUGUGAGAUCAUGUAGAUGGAUCUUGGGGCAUUCUUUUUGUAAAACCGAAAAUUAAAACUAUGAAUGAAUUACAAUUUAGUUGUUGAGAGCUUUGUAAGUUGACAGCCACGCAUUUAUGGCCCGAUCAUAUUGCCAAAAUGCCCAGACAUUGAAAUACAAUACCGGUACAGUUUAUUCCCAUUAGCUCCUUCCAUUCUUCGACGAAACAGCUCAGAAUCUCCGCGCAAUACAUACAUUUCUCGUUUUUAUCCAAGUUAAAUAAGCAAAUCGAACGCUUCUUUUUAUGUGUACAUACGGAGGUGACAUAAAGGAAAAUUGUAGAAUUCCAUGUGCGAUGGAACGUGCUAGCCAACAUCUACUUCGUGGUUUUACCUAGCGUAAAUGUAUAAGCAUUUUGUUCGAUAAAGCAAGUAUAAAUUUUAUGUUUAGCGAAGUUAAAAGCAUCAUUAAUGUUUUGUUUUCAUCAGAGAAAAUAAUGUAAAAAAAAGUUAGUUCGUUAAUUAACUUUGGUUCUAGUGCUUAGUAUUAUUACUAUUAUUUUAUGUACAUUUGUGCAAGGUUAGAAUAAUGUUAUUACGUGCAUCAGAUUAUUCAACUAUUUGUAAGUGUCACUGUUUAUUUCAAAAUCAAUCCCUAGAAUAAUUGUAUCCAUUGAAGCAGUCGCAAUCGGCAGAAACUAACAUACAGAGCAUUCGAAUGUGGUGAAGCAAAUGCGGCAUUAACAUUAAGUUUAGAUUAAUUAUGUUUUAGUUUACACGACGAUUAUAGGAAUGGCCUUCCCAACAAAUACGUUACAUGCAGUGAAAGAUAGCAGUACAACACACAACAACUAUAAUCUGCUAUACUAAUUCUUGCUAAUCUCGUUGCUUGUAAGGUUCGUUAUAAGUGUACGAAGGUUGUUGUGUUAGUCGGGCAGCAAUGUUAGCCAUUGUCAAGCGCUGCUAUCAUCGCCAGCAUUACCAAUUGGAAUUUGUAGCAUGGAUUGGGGUUUAAGGUCAGAAAUGUAUGCACAAGUGGUAGCACUUGUCAACUUUUAAAUCAUCAAUAUCAACCAUAUUUCGCCUAUAAAGUGGCGUGGCGCAAUCAAGCCUCGUAAUCGAUCGUAAUUAUACAAGCGGCGGUACAACCAAGUGGACGGAUUCCAUCCCUCCUGUCACGCAUUGUACGAGCAUUUCUCUUUGCUACUUAUUGAAGACAAACCACUACCACGAACCCAGAACAAAAAAAAAACAUAUUGCGAGCUGGCAUUGAUUUGCUGGCAUAGAUGCUAGUUUCUGGGAAUCUCGCUACCAAUUUCAAAUGCAUACUUUAAGGAGCUGUAGGUAAAUAUUUUGCAAAUGAAAAAUUUAAACAUAUUAAAUUGUAUUCUGUGGCAGUGCGCUUUAUUCUAUUUUUAUAAAUUAGAAGCAUUGUGGCAUUACCAUAUAGAAAUUGGCGGACGGUCUUGUUAAACAUGCCACAAGCGUGGGAUCAAAUCUCGAUUGGAUCGGCGCCUCCUGUAGCAAGGACUGACUAAUCCCCGGCUAUGUGUAAUAAAUCGUACACCAACUAGCGCAGGAAUAACUAACAGUAAGUGGUGGUUGAAAGCCAAUCAUAGGAAUAAGAAUAUGUUAAUAGGAAAAAAGCAAUCGCUUGUUUGAAGCAGUGAAUGUACAUAUUCAAGCAAACCAGUCAAAAGAUACAUAUAUUCAGUAACAUUGUGAAGAGGCAGUUCUUUGGUGCAGUUUGGCUGAUCACCACUGCGUGAAGAAACAGGAAAACCGCGCAGGGCAAAAACAUAAUUUAUCAGCUAGAGUUUCUUAACGUAGGAUUAAAAUGGCUCAUUUCACCGGCUAUAUUCACUUGUUAAGAGUGCUGCUACUACGGUUCUUACGGUAAGGAACAGCGCAAAUAGUGUACUAUUUGAAAAGAGUACUAGCACUACGUAACAUUGGUUAAAAGAAGCAUCAUGCACACAGAUGGAAAGAUACGCAAUGAUAGCAUGUAACUUAUUUGCAUUCGCGCAUUAUAUUGACGAAUACAUUUUUUACAAAAAAUA
Molecule: messenger RNA, 11257 nt
Organism: Anopheles funestus (African malaria mosquito)
Lineage: Eukaryota; Metazoa; Arthropoda; Insecta; Diptera; Culicidae
Gene: e(y)3
Exons: 11
Coding region: 1422-8879 (2485 amino acids)
Biological process (GO): positive regulation of transcription by RNA polymerase II
Cellular component (GO): MLL3/4 complex
Molecular function (GO): transcription coactivator activity; histone H3K4 methyltransferase activity; histone binding
Source: RefSeq, a predicted model, not a curated record